GUCUUUCACACUGUCUAACAACGUUGCCAAUAAUCAAGUUCAAGCUAUUUUCAUCAACUUGUGUGAAAACAAAAUACAUAGUUUUAAUUAUGGCGGCUUUAUGGACUCUCUGCUUGAUCGCGUUCUCCAUUUUGGAAAUGACAAUGCCAUCGGCGGCAAAACCUUGUUUCAUUACAAAUUGCCCACCAGGAGGCAAACGCUCCGGUCAUGCAUCAGAAGAUCCUUCAAGUUUUCAAGGGGUGGCUGAAGAACAGCCAUUGUUGUCACAUCAGUGUGCUUCCUGUGGCCCGGGAGGAAAAGGAACUUGCUUUGGAGCAAAUUUAUGCUGCGGAUCGGACUUUGGAUGUUUCUUUAAAACUAAUGAGACUAACAUUUGCUUGUUAACCAAUUUAAAGUCAUCUCGAUCAUGUGAUGAACGUUUUUGGCAAAUCUAUUUCAAGUCUGCUCCAUGCAGCUUAAAUGGUGAUAAGCUUGAUGGUAUCUGCGUGGCGGAUCGACUUUGUUGUUCCCUUGGACAAUGUAAACAAAACUUCGCUUGCUGAGUGGCAUCUAGUAUCCGAUCAAGGCGACGUAACUCCAUCGAUCUCCGACAUUAACUGUAUCGUAAAUCAUAUGAUUAAAUUAUGAAACUUCUACAGUAAAUAAAUGUGCUAUCAUCUAGAAUCACAGGGCCUACAUCUGUUGGUCCUUCUCCGUGAUGAGAACGAAAAUGAAUACAAUUUCGGCCUAAA
Messenger RNA from Daphnia carinata, 731 nucleotides. Its product is annotated as terepressin/terephysin-like. The transcript is spliced from 3 exons. Gene Ontology annotation, cellular component: extracellular region; secretory granule. Lineage: Eukaryota; Metazoa; Arthropoda; Branchiopoda; Diplostraca; Daphniidae. Gene Ontology annotation, molecular function: neurohypophyseal hormone activity. The record is from RefSeq and is a predicted model, not a curated record. The coding region runs from base 90 to 542 and encodes 150 amino acids.